GACAAAAGCCCAACAGGAGAAGCCAUACUCGCAGGGCCAAUACAGCACUCUACAUUGAAACAUAAGUACAUGAAACUGUAUACAUGUAAAAAGUGACUGAGCAAAUGUACACAGUAACAUAAACAAAUACAAUGAUAGCAAAGGGACACAGAACAUACAUGAAGAAGGAACUCAGCAGGGUACCGACUUGUAACGCGCACAUUCCAGACGGUUACCUUGGUUGCUAUAAAGAUAGCCAUAAACGAGUCCUGCGAGAAAAGACGAAAACUUUUAUAUCAUCAAAUAGUGGAGAUAAAUGUAAGGCGUUUUGCAAGUCUGCUAAAUACAGAUAUGCGGGAACCGAGUAUAUGGUAGAAUGUUAUUGUGGCAAUCAAAUCAGGACACAAAUGCUCAGUGAAGAUUGCAAUAUAAGAUGUCCCGGAAGCAGAGAAGAAUACUGUGGAGGAUAUUGGCAUAUUUCUAUAUAUGAUACAUGGCUAUGUGCCACUAACCCAUGUAAACAUGGUGGCGGAUGUACAGACAUCACUGCACACAAUUACACUUGUAAUUGCACUGACCAAUGGACAGGAAAUAACUGUGAAAUUGAACUUUUAGAUGAUAGCAACAAAUCAUUAUUGGCGGUGUACACUUUGAUACCUGGAUUUGUCAUUGUUGUUGGACUUGUGGUUAUUGCUGUAUUUUUGAAACGGAGAUCUCGGAAUAAAAAUGAAGACACUGAAGUUAUCGUUCACGGUUCCGAUUUUGUGCAACAUUUACAUGAAAACUCAGCAGGGACAGACCACAAAUCAACAGAAAACAACAUUUCGUCUAAAAGUGUACUUGAAGCACUACCACAAGUCACAGAACAUGAACUUAAUAAUACAGAAGCUGCAAUAUACAAUGAAAUAUACUCUGAAAAUGUAGUGAUGGACACUGAUUAUAAUGUUCUUAGUUUACAACACGUCAAUGAGACACAUCGAGAAUUUACAUACGAUCAUAUGGAUAUUAAAGCAAAUUCCACUAUGGAAAAUUGUUACUCUAAUAUGUCGGGCAGCACAAUUAAUAAAAUCAAGACUGAUGCCCUCAGUAUGUACUCGCAUAUUGGUAAAGUUAAAGCUGACAUCGCAGAAGUUGACAUAACGUAUGACAAACUUGAAAACUCGAACCAUUUAGAUAUUAAAAUCACUAGCUACAGGGAUAAAACAAUUGCUGCUAACGAUGAAUACGAUCGUUGUGAUAUAAAAUCAGGACACAUUAAACAAUUAGAUGUAGGCAAACAUUCACAUGUUGACACAGUUGUAUCAAACAUACAGGAAGCUAAAUACAAGAAUUUUAACAGCAAAACUAAUUAUCUUGACAAAGAGAAUGAAUAUGCCGUAAUUUAAUUAAAUCAGACAUCAGUCGUUAACACUAAUUCCACGCAUGUAAUUGUUUAAGUAUAGUGUCUUUUUAAGCAUGGUUACGUUUGAUUAAUGACUUUUUAUCUGUGUUAAAAUAAACAUAUUUUCGUCACUAAGCUAAAUAAACCGCAUACAUGAAUUUACGCACGUUAUGUUCAUAAAAGUGAUUUUAGGCCUGUGGCUACUGGGAAAUUUCAGCCCGAUCAAUAUUAUGUUUAUAUCGCAGGACAGAACAAACCAUUUUUAGGAAAGUUCCAUUCAAAUGUGGUAAUUUAAUUUGUCAGUUUUGACGUCAUUAAUGAUAAUGAUACUGAAGUUUUAUUUCUUAAUGGUAAGGUGCGUUUUACAAUUUUUUUUUCAUUUGUUUUCAAAUCAUAAGACUUUAAAUGACUUUGAAGAUGUAGUGUCAAUGUUUACUUAGUUUUACAGUAAAUUUUCUGAAAAUUGA
This is a messenger RNA of Mercenaria mercenaria, 1827 nucleotides long. RefSeq lists its product as uncharacterized. Lineage: Eukaryota; Metazoa; Mollusca; Bivalvia; Venerida; Veneridae. The coding region runs from base 132 to 1364 and encodes 410 amino acids. The transcript is spliced from 6 exons. Gene Ontology annotation, cellular component: plasma membrane. The record is from RefSeq and is a predicted model, not a curated record.